This is a messenger RNA of Penicillium mononematosum, 1194 nucleotides long. RefSeq names its product GSK family serine/threonine-protein kinase. Gene Ontology annotation, cellular component: cytoplasm. The record is from RefSeq and is a predicted model, not a curated record. Gene Ontology annotation, molecular function: protein serine/threonine/tyrosine kinase activity; ATP binding; protein serine/threonine kinase activity. The coding region runs from base 1 to 1194 and encodes 397 amino acids. The transcript has 6 exons. Gene Ontology annotation, biological process: signal transduction; protein phosphorylation. Lineage: Eukaryota; Fungi; Ascomycota; Eurotiomycetes; Eurotiales; Aspergillaceae.
AUGUCACAGAAUCGACCCGGGUUGUUCCCAACAUUGCGCAUGGGUGAGGUCAUCCGGGAGAAGGUCCAAGAUGGACUGACUGGCGAAUCCAAGGAGAUCUCCUACACUCAGUGCAAGAUUGUAGGCAAUGGCUCCUUCGGUGUCGUGUUUCAGACCAAGAUGGCUCCGAGCGGGGAAGAUGCUGCCAUCAAGAGAGUCCUCCAGGAUAAGCGGUUCAAGAACCGUGAGCUGCAGAUCAUGCGGAUUGUGCGCCAUCCUAACAUUGUCGAACUCAAAGCAUUUUACUACUCCAACGGCGACAGGAAAGAUGAAGUCUACCUCAACCUCGUCCUCGAGUAUGUCCCGGAGACGGUGUACCGCGCAUCGCGUUAUUUCAACAAACUCAAGACCACGAUGCCUAUGCUAGAGGUCAAACUUUACAUCUACCAACUGUUCCGGUCGCUGGCCUACAUCCACUCACAGGGUAUCUGCCACCGUGAUAUCAAACCUCAGAAUCUUCUUUUGGAUCCCGCUACAGGUAUCCUGAAGCUCUGCGAUUUCGGAUCCGCCAAGAUUCUGAUCGAAAAUGAGCCUAACGUUUCAUACAUCUGCUCUCGCUACUACCGGGCGCCCGAAUUAAUCUUUGGCGCGACCAACUACACAACAAAGAUCGAUGUUUGGUCGACUGGUUGUGUGAUGGCAGAAUUGAUGCUUGGACAACCCCUCUUCCCCGGUGAAUCGGGCAUUGACCAGCUGGUAGAAAUCAUCAAGGUUUUGGGUACUCCAACUCGGGAACAAAUCCGCACCAUGAACCCCAACUAUAUGGAGCAUAAGUUCCCUCAAAUCAAGCCUCAUCCCUUCAACAAGGUUUUCCGUAAGGCACCACCGGAGGCUAUUGACCUCAUCUCCGCCCUUCUGGAAUAUACGCCCACACAACGGUUGUCCGCGAUUGAAGCGAUGUGCCAUCCAUUCUUCGAUGAGCUCCGUGAUCCGAACACCCGGCUACCGGACUCACGUCACCACAACAACCCGUCCAAGGAUCUCCCCGCCCUUUUCGACUUCUCACGACAUGGUAAAAUUAUCUCACCCUUUCUAGAGACAAAGGCCCCCCCCGCUAAUCGACAUUUAGAACUUUCGAUUGCCCCCCAAUCUCAACGCCCAGAUGAUUCCCCCUCACGCUCGCCCAGCCCUCGAAGCUCGCGGCCUCGGCCUUGA